AUGUCUUCCGGUCAGUCGGCACGGAUUAUUAUCGCAGCUACGUCGGAUUUCUGCGCGCGUUCUGAGGCUUUGCAGAUGAAUCCCAUGACUGCAGCUAUCUUGGCUGCUCAGUUCUCACAGGGCUCAAGUUGUUUGGGCCUGGGUGUCUAUUGCGACGUCUGGCUCACCAAGUAUAGGUCACCUUCUUCUGUUCAAGUUCAAGGAGUGAUGCCUGAGUACGUAUCUGCGCUCUACGACUGCCUCUCAAAGCCCAAGGAUCAAUGUUCGUUCCGGACUGGAGAGAGGACAGCAGUUGUCGAACAGGGCAACAUGUCCAUUAAUGGCUUGUGGAAGAGCCACAAUCGGACAGGAGCCGUUGCUUUCUCGCCAAAAAGCUACACCUCGCUAGCCGCCCCGUCCAUCAAGUCACCCCCAGCUGUUCGAUCCAUUACGUUCGCUGUUGAGAGUUCCCGUGACCUCGAUGGGGAACCGGAAUUCACCCUCCCAAGACUCAAACAACUCACAGCACCAUUUCCCAAUCCGGGUGACCAUAACAAUGAAGACUUGGAGGGCCCAGAAAGCAGCGGGGAAGGCGACAGAGUGCUGAACGCCUCCGUGGGAGACGGGCAGAUGAUUGAACGAUUUGAGCGGGACGCGGAUGGCGAUGUUGUGAGCUUCCUUGACGUGGACACAGAGACAGAUGAGGGGGGCUCUGAGAUGAGCGAUACCAGACAUGCGAGCGACGUCAACGUCUCACAUGAUUGGCAUAAAAGCGCGCGGACGAAAUUGGCAGAGAAAACAUGGAGAGCAACCCAGAAACUCGAAGCCUUGCCAAAGCCAUACCCAAGGGGAGAGGUUGAGGGGGGCCAGGCUGUCAGGCAUGUUGUAUUCCCCAAUAAGCACGAGUCGGAGCAGACUGUCACGACGGGAUCUCCUCCCGUCUUCCAGCUGGCCCCUCUAUCGAAUUUGCUGUUUCGGGAGGCAACCUUUGUGGAAGAAAAGAUCCCCUCUCCUGCCAGCACGUCUGCCACUGUCCCGCAGGCGCGAAUAUUUGCAUGGGAAGAACAGAAAGGGACCACCACAGCUGCUCUCCAGCUACCGUUCUCCGGUUUACCCUCGUCCACGCCAACCGUGCCAAUCGGCGUCUCCCCUCUGAAACGCAACGACACUGUUUCGUCGUCCCCAACUAAUCCCACCCCUGCGUAUCACCAACUUGUUUCGGAAGAUAAGACUGAGGGAGGGGAGAACGAGAAAGACCCCACCGAGUGGACAGUCAAGGAAGUCGUGGAAUGGUUGAAGGGCAAAGGCAUAGACCAAAACAUCCGUGACAAAUUCGUCGAACACGAGAUAACGGGCGACGUUCUCCUGACAUUGGAUGUCGACCUCCUCAAAAUGGAGGUCGGAGUCAUGGGAUUCGGGAAACUGAUGUGCAUUGCGAAUGCGAUCACUGACCUGCGUUGGCCUCCAUCUAGAGUCUACUCAGACCACCCAAAGGACCCGUCGCUUUUUCCCAGCGGCGAAGCUCCGAAAAAGAAAGUGAUCUUGCCUCCAAACCGAGUUGAGGAUGUGAAUCGUACUUGGGGGGAAGCUGUUCCAUUACAGAGCACGCGCCGCCAGCCCUUCGGUCUCUCGCACGACUCAACUUCACCCACUGGCGACUCAUCCAAACCCUCUCAGGGUACCUUCACGCCGGCGUCGUCCCCUCCUUCCGAUGGCGAUAAAUUCGGUGCAGGAGACAAGCCAACCUUCUUCGCUCUUCCAUUUGGCAAACGUAGAAAACCACCUCCCACUGUUGGCGAGGAUGUUGAAAUUCAGCCUGAGAGGUUGUUGUUCAGUCUUUCUAAGGGGGGAAAUCCGUCGUCCACCCACUUACAGAGACCAUCUACGCAUAGUAAUCCGUCGUUCAAAAACCCACAGACGUCCUCCGAUGGGCCCCGGUCGCCUGAGAGGGUGGGUGGGACGCUGAUGGAUGGCAAAAGCUCUAUUGCGGUUCAGCAAGGUCAAACCAUUCUUACUCAAAUUGGUGAGCCCGACCACAUUGGGUGGAUGCACAAGAAGCGCGAUGGGGGUAACUCCUGGAAACCGCAUUACUUUGUGCUGAAAGGCCAACGUUUGUUUUGGUUGAAGAGCGAUAGCAACAUGAAUACUCAUUUAGAAGGAUUCAUUGACAUUGUGGGCUACAAGGUCACAAUGGACGAAACUUUGUAUCCUGGUCGUUAUGGAUUCCGAAUUGACCGCGACCAAGACAAGACGCACUUCUUUACUUCCGACAGUGUGUCUAUCAUUCGGGAAUGGGUGAAGGCUAUCAUGAAGGCUACAAUCGCCCGAGACCACACGAAGCCUAUCAUUUCGCCAUGCACUAUCCCAACGAUUCCUUUGGCUGUCGCGCAAGCCAUGGUUCCCGCUCCACGCCCACCAUCGCCCGCCACUUUGAGAGCACUUCAACGUGAAAACCACAAUCGGCUGUCACAUCGUGGUGAUAAUAUACAUUCAGUGAUUUUCCCCGAUAUUCGCAGCGACCAGACUCACUUGGCGACUGCAGGUACACCGUCUUCCUUGCCUCAAAACUCUGCAUUUCUCAAGCCUAAGGAGAAGCGUAGUGCCAGUUCGUCACACUCUGCCCUUAACCCGACCGACAGCAGGCUAGUGGAAUGGGCUAAUUUUCAUCUCCCUCCGUCCCUUCAAGUCGAUGACCCUACCACCUCUUUCUUUGGCGGUCUCGCCCUGUUGCGCCUUGCAGAAUCCAUCGGGGGCACAUGCUUCCCCCCUGUGCCCGACUCUGCUUUUCCAGUCGAUCCUACUGAUAACGACCUAGACGGUCUCUUCCGUCUAUUCGACCUUUUACUCGACAACGGCGUGCACACGGGGAGCGUUUGCAUUAACGACAUCCGACAAGGGAAGCGGGGCAAGAUUCUGCAACUCUUGAAGGCGCUUAAGUCUUGGGAAGACAGGAGAGGGGUUCUCGCUGCGACCAUGAACGGGACGUUACAUCCUGGCGGCGGUGGAGCGUUCUCGGUGCCGACGGGCAUGUGGGCUGAAUCUAGAAUAUUCAAUUCCGCUAUUCCCAACAUCGCAUACUCCACCAGACUUCGAUUUGCUACAGAACAUAUUAUGACAAAGAGCUCGAAACCAACUCUGAGUCACCUUGGCGAAUCACCGCAACUUGCCAAUCAAUCAAAGCGUCACUCAAGAUUUCUCAUGAAAGCUAUCCUCCCGUUGGAUAUUUUUGAAGAGGUUCUUCGAAAUUUAGCCACAUCUGAGGAUACAGUGACCUUGAACCAUGCUUCACCUGUUCCCAACACUCGUAGAAUUGUCGCUUCUGUUCUCAUCUUCGAAAAUUGGGCGUUCGGCGUUGCGGAGAGGAAAUAUUGGGGGGGUCUGCUGGAAAAUACGGAGAACUUUCACUCGAUCCCGCAGCUUGAAGAGUUGCAUCUAGGGCUUAAUGGUCAACCCUUUUUGGACAGCAUCUGUCGUGCGCACAACGAUGGAACUUCGCCCUUGAACCUCUCUCGCCUCCGUUCGCUGUAUUUAUCGUCAAGAAAAGACCCUCCCGACAUGAUCCCUAACAUUGAACCCAUUCUCAAGUCGUGGAAUCCAAGAGUGGAGGUCUUGACUGUCAGCUGUGGUUUUGAUUUGUUGGAGCCUUUCCGAACGGUGUUGAAACGUUGGGCCUCCGCCGGAGGGUCUGGAUUGCGGGAAAUUAAGAUCGAGGUACUUAGUAUGGGUUUUCGCGUGGCAGGAUCCCGAUUUUUCCACCAUAGAGUCUUUGCAGGAGAUACUGUUGAACAACUUCAAGGAACUCCGCCGCGUAUCGCUUCAUGUUGA
Messenger RNA from Laccaria bicolor S238N-H82, 3804 nucleotides. RefSeq names its product membrane-associated guanylate kinase-interacting protein. Lineage: Eukaryota; Fungi; Basidiomycota; Agaricomycetes; Agaricales; Hydnangiaceae. The transcript is spliced from 8 exons. Gene Ontology annotation, biological process: endosome organization; receptor recycling; retrograde transport, endosome to Golgi. Gene Ontology annotation, molecular function: protein binding. The coding region runs from base 1 to 3804 and encodes 1267 amino acids. The record is from RefSeq and is a predicted model, not a curated record. Gene Ontology annotation, cellular component: recycling endosome; early endosome; trans-Golgi network.